AUAAACAAACUUAAUAAUAUUAAUAAUAAUAAUUAUAAUAAUAAUAAUAAUAAUAAUAUUAAUAUUAAUAUUAAUAUUAAUAUUAAUAUUAAUAUUAAUAUUAAUAAAUUUAUUAUGAAAUUUUCAAAAUAUAAUAAUAUUUAAUAUAUUAUAUAUUAUAAUAAUAUUUUAAUUAAUUUUAUUAAAUGCAAACUUUUAAAUAAUUUAAUUAAAAACUAAAAUAUUAUUAAUAGUUUAAAUUUAUAAAAAUAAUAAUAUUUAAUGA
Molecule: messenger RNA, 265 nt
Organism: Ichthyophthirius multifiliis
Lineage: Eukaryota; Ciliophora; Oligohymenophorea; Hymenostomatida
Exons: 1
Source: RefSeq, a predicted model, not a curated record